Molecule: messenger RNA, 973 nt
Organism: Camelina sativa (false flax)
Lineage: Eukaryota; Viridiplantae; Streptophyta; Magnoliopsida; Brassicales; Brassicaceae
Source: RefSeq, a predicted model, not a curated record
CCCGUCGGCGGUGGCAUCCGGAAGAACAAGAGAUCUUCUUCCAGCUCCAAUUCCUCUUCAUCACCCUCCUCCUCUUCUUCAUCCAAGAAGCCUCUUUUCUCCAACAACAGCAACACCCCUUCGCCGCUCCCUCAGCUAAACCCUAAGAUCGGUGAAGCGGCUACUACUACUACUAAAGUUCAAGACUUGGCGUUUCCUCAGGGGUUUGGGAACGCCCACGAGGUUAAAGAUCUUCAGUAACCCACUUGUCUCAACCUCCUCUGCUUUGGAGCUUUUAGGGAUCUCUAAUUCCUCCGCUUCCUCUAAUUCACGCCCUGCUUUCAUGUCUUUUCCAAAUGUUCACGAUUCAUCCGUCUACACAGCUUCUGGUUUCGGUAUGAGUUACCCACAGUUUCAAGAGUUCAUGAGACCAGCUUUGGGCUUCUCCCUUGAUGAUGGGGAUCCUCUACAUCAAGAAGAGGGGUCCAGUGGCACUACUCCUGCCACUACUAAUAAUGGAAGGCCUUUACUGCAAUUUGAGAGCCUGCAACUUCCAGUUUCAUCACCAAGCACCAAUAGUGGUGGCAAUGUGAAAGAGAAUGAUUAUCAUAGUGAUCAUGAACAUGAGAAAGAAGAAGGAGAAGCUGACCACUCUGUUGGGUUUUGGAAUGGCAUGUUGAGUGCUGGCACUACUUCUGCUGCAGCAUCUGGUGGUGGAUCAUGGCACUGAUUAUCAUAGUCCCAAGGACCCAAGAUGUUCUUUUUUUACAAGAAAAGAUCAAAAAAUUUCAUCCAAAUUUUAAAAGAUGGAGAGGGUUAACAACUUCAAUCUGGGUGUUUAGUACCUUUUGUUUUGGUUUCCUCCUUUUGUCUAAAAACUAGUAUUAACUUUGUUGGGGUUGGGGAUGGAUACUGUAUCUAUUUUAGACUCUUUUAAAUCAAAUCUCAGUUGUUCGUUUACCUAAUUUUAUGAUAUUUUUUCCGUCUAUCUCAA